Triticum aestivum (bread wheat) is the source of this 1272-nucleotide messenger RNA. RefSeq lists its product as uncharacterized. NCBI's taxonomy places the organism in Eukaryota, Viridiplantae, Streptophyta, Magnoliopsida, Poales, Poaceae. Bases 13 to 1272 code for a protein of 419 amino acids. The transcript is spliced from 2 exons. The record is from RefSeq and is a predicted model, not a curated record.
GUAAGUACUCACAUGUUGACACCAAAACCUGAUUGCAAUCACUGUGGUGCUAAGAGAUUCCAGUAUGAAACAAGUGGAUUUUGUUGUCGGUCCGGAAAGAUUAACCUAGCACACUCAGAACCUCCCUUGGAACUUCAAAUGUUAUACAAAAGUUCAGAUCCCAAUGCCGUGCAUUUUAGGGAGAACAUUCGGUACUUUAAUGGACACUUCUCAUUCACCACCCUUGGAGUCAGUCUUGACAAUAGAUACACAAACAUGAGUUCAGGAGUGUAUACAUUCCGAGCUCACGGUCAGAUUUACCACAACGUCUUCUCAUUUGGUCCAACUCAAGAUGGACCUAAGCAUUUGGAGCUCUACUUCUAUGAUGAUGAUCCAAGUUUACAACAUAGGUUUCGGUGCUCCCCAAACCUAGACCGAGAUGUCAUUCGUAAGCUUGUCGACAUCCUCAAGGAUAAUCCUUAUUCUGAGACAUUCAGGAAUCUAGGUGGAGUCGAUGACCUUGAGGAAUACCGUAUUGAACUAAACACCGACAUGAGGUUGGACCAACGGAGAUAUAACUUGCCUAUAUCAUCGGAGGUUGCGGCUAUUUGGGUUGAGGGUAAUGAACUAUGUAAGCACUUUGAUCGUAGCAUAGUACUGUUUGGUAACGGCAACAAGAGAUAUAGCAUCCAGCCAUAUUAUGGAUGCUAUGAUCCGUUGUCUUACCCUUUAUUCUUUCCAAGAGGGGAGAUUGGUUGGCAUCCCGAAAUCCCAAAGAAUGGCGUCAACUUGAAUGAGAUACUUCAAUCUCGUCGCAGUGGUCGACAUAGUCUAGGUACAUAUACAAAUAGUCGAUUAUGCGUAUCUGUUAGAGACUACUAUUGCUACAAGUUUCAAAUACGUCGUGGUGUAUUUAACACCAUGCUAUACGGUAAACAACUGUGCCAACAGUAUGUGGUUGAUAUGUACAUCAAGGUUGAAAGCUCAAGAUUGGACUAUAUCAGAAAUCACCAGAAACAAAUACGUGCUGAUCUAUACCAAGGUGUUGUUGAUAGCCUUCAAGCUGGGGAAAACCGUGCGGAUGCAGUGGGCAAAUGGACUAUACUUCCUACAUCAUUUAUUGGGGGAAAAAGAGAUAGGAGACGAAGGUAUCUUAAUGCCAUGGCCUUGGUGCAAAAGUAUGGGAAACCAGAUAUAUUUUUAACCAUGACUUGCAAUCCGAAUUGGGGUGAGAUAAUUAGUGAGCUGGAGCCUGGACAAACCCCACAGGAUCGCCCUGAUCUUAUCGUAUGA